AUGACGCCCACUCUCUUUACGCCCAUCCAAGUGGGUCACAUGGGCAUCAGCCACCGUAUCGUCCUUGCACCCCUCAGCCGUUUUCGCGCCUACCCCACCCACUUUCUCGGACCCCAUGCACCCACCUACUACGCACAACGUGCAUCUGUCCCGGGAACACUCCUCAUUUCCGAAGCAACCAUCAUCUCCCAGGCUGCUGGUGGGAUGGAGGUCACCGAUGCCGUGCAUGAGAAGGGUAGCUUUAUAUUUUGCCAGCUGUGGGCACUUGGGAGAGCCGCAGUCCCGGAUGUCCUUGCCAAGGAGAAUGACUCCCCGCUUGUAUCUGCCUCUCCUAUCCCACUUUCCUCCCGCCCUACUGCAGUCCCGCACGUCCUCACAGAGCCGGAAAUAAAAUCAUACAUUACCAACUUCGCCACUGGUGCCAGGAACGCCAUCGCAGCAGGCUUCGAUGGCGUCGAAAUCCAUGGUGCAAACGGAUACCUCGUCGAUCAGUUCUUGCAAGAGGUGAGCAAUACCCGGGAGGAUGGAUGGGGUGGGAGUAUCGAGAAGCGAGCAAGAUUUGCGAUUGAGGUCGUGGAUGCGCUUGUAAAGGAGGUCGGCGCUGAGAGGGUCGGUAUUAGAUUGAGUCCAUGGAGUCCGUAUCAAGACAUGGGCCUCCCCGAUCCAAAACCACAAUUCUCCUACCUCGUAAGCCAGCUCAGGAAGUACGACCUCGCCUACCUACACAUCAUCGAGCCACGUAUCGGUGGAGGCGUUGAUGUGGAUGCACCACCACAGAGUAGUAAUGAUUUCCUGCGUGAGAUAUGGUGCAAGGAAGGCAAGAACUGCGUAUUUAUCAGUGCGGGUGGAUACACACGACAGACUGCGAUUGAGACAGCGCAGGAGCACGGGGGUAUGAUAGCAUUUGGCAGGUUGUAUAUUCCGAAUCCUGACCUCCCUGCCCGACUUAUAUACGACCUGCCGCUUGCUAAGUAUGACCGUGCAACAUUCUACCUCGCCGGAGAUCUUACUGAGAAGGGAUACACCGAUUUUCCAGCGGCAGAUAUACCAGUAAAUAGAAGUUGUAAAGGCUAAGAUGGUGAAGGUGAGCGUCUCUGAAUCGCCAAGAUCGGGAGGUGUGUUGCAGGGGACUUGAAGAUCUUUCGAGGAUAACCAUAGACUCGCCUCCGAGAUGUAGUGCUGCGUCGACCUCAAAUAGAACGUGGGCUAUGAUACCAUACCCUGUAUGUAAGUUGUGAGCCAUUUUCACCUCCCGAGGUACACAUGGGGUAUGGAUUCCUGACAGCGGCUGUGUAAGCUGGCUGUUU
Suillus subalutaceus is the source of this 1307-nucleotide messenger RNA. RefSeq lists its product as uncharacterized. Lineage: Eukaryota; Fungi; Basidiomycota; Agaricomycetes; Boletales; Suillaceae. Bases 1 to 1074 code for a protein of 357 amino acids. Gene Ontology annotation, molecular function: NADPH dehydrogenase activity; FMN binding. The record is from RefSeq and is a predicted model, not a curated record. The transcript has 4 exons.